Messenger RNA from Salvia hispanica, 1720 nucleotides. RefSeq names its product Beta-ketoacyl synthase. NCBI's taxonomy places the organism in Eukaryota, Viridiplantae, Streptophyta, Magnoliopsida, Lamiales, Lamiaceae. Gene Ontology annotation, cellular component: mitochondrion. Gene Ontology annotation, molecular function: 3-oxoacyl-[acyl-carrier-protein] synthase activity. The record is from RefSeq and is a predicted model, not a curated record. Gene Ontology annotation, biological process: fatty acid biosynthetic process.
AGUGCUCAAUUUCCAUUUGCAUACAAAAGAUUAGAAUAGGCGUCCCAGAAAGUUGAAUAAGUUGGAUUUCAAGAAAAAAAUUGGAAGCAGCAAUGGCUAAGAGCCACCAUAGUAAGAGAAUCUUGGCACCACUAAUCCGCGUCAGCCGUCUGUUCUCUACUGUUCCCUUUGAUCCUCCACCCCUUUCAACGCCUCGUCGAGUUGUUGUGACAGGUCUAGGGAUGGUAACUCCUUUAGGCUGCGGGGUGGAAACCACCUGGAAGCUUUUAAUAGACGGGGAUUGUGGUAUUAGGGCUGUAACGGUUGAAGAUCUAAAGAUGAAUGGUUUUGAUAGUGAGACACAACAACAAACCUUUGAUCAAUUGACAUCAAAAGUUGCUGGAGUUGUACACUCUGGGUCCAACCCAGGUGAAUUUCAUGAGGAUCUAUGGCUUAACUCUAAGGAUCAUAGGUCGAUUGCUAGGUUUAUAGGCUAUGCAUUAUGUGCUGCCGAUGAGGCUCUAAGAGAUGCAAAUUAUAUCCCCACCGAGCAAGAUGAGAAGGAAUGCACGGGAGUCUCCAUAGGCGCAGGAACUGGUAGCAUUAGUGACAUAUUGGAUGCUUCAAGAAUGAUUUGUGAGAAGAAACUGCGCCGGCUUAGUCCAUUUUUCAUUCCAAGGAUACUAAUAAACAUGGCUUCUGGCCAUGUGAGCAUGAAAUAUGGAUUUCAGGGACCAAACCAUGCUGCAGUAACAGCCUGUGCUACCGGGGCACAUUCUAUUGGAGAUGCUACCAGGAUGAUUCAAUUUGGUGAUGCUGAUGUUAUGGUUGCUGGAGGGACUGAGGCAAGCAUUGAUGCUUUGUCUAUAGCGGGAUUCUGUAGGUCAAGGGCACUGACAACCAAGUACAAUGAUGCACCUGGAGAAGCCUCAAGACCUUUUGAUUGUGGCCGUGAUGGAUUUGUAAUAGGUGAAGGUUCCGGCAUCCUGGUUCUUGAGGAACUCGAGCAUGCUAGGAAACGAGGAGCAAAAGUGUAUGCAGAAGUCCGGGGUUAUGGGAUGUCAGGUGAUGCAUAUCACAUUACUCAACCACACGGUGACGGAAGAGGAGCAGUUUUGGCCAUGUCACGAGCUUUAAAGCAGUCCGGUCUGAAACCUGACCAGGUGGAUUACAUCAACGCACACGCUACUUCCACUCCUUUGGGCGAUGCAGUGGAAGCCAGGGCGAUUCAGUCUGUAUUUGGCAGUCAUGCAGCAUCAGGGAAUUUAGCUAUUUCCUCCACAAAGGGUGCAACGGGGCACCUCCUCGGUGCAGCAGGAGCUGUUGAGGCAAUAUUCUCCAUACUAUCGAUUCACCAUGGGAUUGCGCCCUUGACUCUCAACAUCACUAAACCAGAUCCUAUUUUUAGUAGUGAUUUUAUGCCUUUGAGUGCUUCAAAGAAGAUGAGCAUUAGAGCGGCCAUGUCAAACUCUUUUGGCUUCGGUGGAACGAAUUCGGCUCUGCUCUUUGCUGCUUUGGAUUGAAGAAGCACAUUUGCUGUAGUAUUUGUCUACACUUCCUCAUCAGUCAUCACUCAGGUUUUGGUGUUCUUGAUCAUAAAAAUGUCAGAUGUGUUGAUUGGGUAUUUUAUUUCAUUCCUUUUUAAAGCCAAUCUGUUAUACAGAAUUCUGAGUCUGAAAUCAGCUCUGAUGAGAAUAUUUUCUUGUUGAAAUUCGGAAAUAAAUUUGACUAAUUCAACCAA